ACUGUGGUACUGUCAUCUACACCGACAGUUAAUGCAUCCGAGGUUCUUCCACUUCUGGCGUUGCGCUAGGCACUGCAAUAGAUAGUAAUUUGAUCACUCGAUUUGCCACAAAUUCCCAGAUUUUCCUCUGAGUCUCAACCACUUCCAUCAAACCACUUUCGCGAGACGUCCAAGUGUCCUCUAAUUUGGCGGGUUUCCUUUCACGUUCACGUUUGCCAAAGUUUGCCUCCCGCACGACUUUUACUCCCAGCCUUCCACCCGUUUAACAGCACCAUUCAAUGUCUUUGUUCAUUUUGCGACACCCUCAAUUCUGAAGUGAAUUUGCGCUGCUACCGAAGAGUACUUCGUCGGCUUGAGGGUCCUUCAAUACAAUACUUACUCCCAGUGGAUUGUGGCGCCGGUUCUUGUCACCUUAAGCGAGAACAAUCAGACUCCAAUAUCAAAUAGCGAAUACGGCGACCGGUGUCCUACUCAUACCGGGUCUCUCGACGCGUCUACGGAAAGAGUUCCUGUCAGCGAUACAGAUUCAAGGAACUUUGGAAAAACCUAUUAGUUCAGGUCAAAACCCUCCUUACGAGACGAUGUACAGUUUUUCUAUCGUUCCUACCCAAUUUCUCCAGCUCUUACCUUGCCAAAACAAGCCGGAUCAUCUGCGAAGGAUAAUUGACAUUUGGGUAAUGGCAUACCAUUUGUCCGGAGAAGGAGCGCCUGAGAGCUAACUCGAGGUACCACAUCUACAUAUCCUUCCCAUUUUCCAUGCAGCCCAUCAUCCAGAUUCGACAUUAUCGGGAAAUGAUUUAGAUACAAAAGCAAGAACACGAUGCAAGUAUAGCCCUACACCCCAUGUUUCGCUUGAAAUCUCUCCUCCCCUUUCUCCUGCUUCCCCUCUCCCUCACGGGUAACGCUGCUCUCCGUAAGCGAACUUUCGACGCGGCCUCUGACCCAUCACUCGAAAAUGGCCAAACCAUCCUCCGUAACGAAGCUUUCGGCGUUACCAUUGACCCAUCCCUCGCUCACAAUCAAACCUUCGACUUCAUUGUCGUUGGUGGUGGAUUGACUGGUACGACCGUUGCAGCACGACUGGCCGAGACAGGGAAGUAUACGGUGUUGCUCGUCGAAGCGGGAAGGGAUGAUAGGACUGACUCUAGGGUGUUCGAUAUCUAUUCAUACGGACGGGCGUUCGGCACGGACAUGGAUUGGCAGUGGCAGACUGAACACGGCAAGAUGGUUUCCGGGAAAACCUUGGGUGGAAGUUCCUCUAUCAACGGGGGUCACUAUACCCGAGGUCUCACUGCUCAAUACGAUGCAUGGUCUUCUCUCCUGGAUCCAUCCGAGGCAAGCGUUGGAUGGAAUUGGCAGGGUUUAUUUGAUUACAUGAAAAAGUCGGAAGGAUUCUCAGGUCCAAACGAACAACAAGCAGCCAAAGGCGCACAAGCUAUCGAUUCCUUUCAUGGAUUUAACGGACCUGUCCAAGUCACAUUUCCAGACAAGAUGUAUGGGGGGCCCCAACAGCAUGCUUACAUCGACACUAUUCAAGGUCUUACGGGAAUGACGCAUUGCCCGGAUUUGAACGGUGGCAAUCCCAACUGUGUUUCAAUGACACCGUUUACGAUGGACUGGCAUGCUGCUGAUCGUCGUUCGUCUUCUGUUGAAGCCUAUCUUAGUCCCGUCGAGAACGUAAGGACAAAAUGGUUAACUUUGACCAAGCAUCAGGUUACGAAACUCAUUUGGGCAAAUCCUGGGAGCAUUCCCCUUAAAGCUUCCGGAAUUCAAUUCGCUCCAGCCUGCGGGAGCAGCACCAGGUAUAGUGCUUAUGCUAGAAGAGAAGUUAUAGUCGCCGCAGGCGCGAUCGCCACCCCUGCUCUACUCCAACUCUCCGGAAUUGGUGACUCCUCCCUCCUCUCGUCACUCGGCAUCACCACCUAUGUCGACCUCAAAACUGUUGGAAGGAAUCUGCAAGAGCAGACGAUGACCUCUUUGGGCGCCAACGGGAACGGCUUCGAUCCCGAUGGCCGAGGUCCCUCAAACUGUAUCGCCUUCCCUAACAUUCGACAAGUGUUUGGAAACAACGCCAAUAGCUCUAUCAGCAAGAUAAACAGUAAUUUGGCCAAUUGGGCAAACAGUCAAGCGGGAUCAGCCUUGAGUAGUGCGGCUCUGCAGCAGAUCUAUCAGGUGCAAGCGGAUCUGAUCAUCAACAGGAAUGCACCGGUAGCGGAGAUGUUCUAUGAUACAGGAUACCCUGACGAUCUCGGAAUCGACAUGUGGCAGCUUCUACCUUUCAGCAGAGGAACAGUCAAGAUAACGACGAGCAAUCCUUUUACCAAACCUCAAGUUCGAGUCAACUACUUCUCGGUCGACUGGGAUAUGGAUGUCCAGAUUGCCGCAGCAAGACUGUCAAGACGAGUAUUGACGAGCCCGCCUCUAAGCUCCCUAUCAACAGGAGAGACCAUACCGGGAGGCGCUGUUCCCGAUGGUGCAGAUCGUGGUUCCGACGCUCAGUGGAGAAGUUGGAUUCAGAAGAAUUACGGUGCCGUCGCUCACCCCAUCGGUACGGCUGCUAUGAUGCGACGAAGUCUUGGAGGAGUGGUAGAUGCACAGUUGAAAGUAUACGAUACCUCAAACGUCCGCGUGGUUGAUGCGUCAAUCAUGCCUCUACAAGUCAGUGCUCAUUUGUCUUCGACAUUAUAUGGAGUAGCAGAGAAGGCGGCGGACCUCAUCAAGGCUGCGAAUUAGGAU
Molecule: messenger RNA, 2736 nt
Organism: Marasmius oreades (fairy-ring Marasmius)
Lineage: Eukaryota; Fungi; Basidiomycota; Agaricomycetes; Agaricales; Marasmiaceae
Exons: 13
Coding region: 844-2733 (629 amino acids)
Molecular function (GO): oxidoreductase activity, acting on CH-OH group of donors; flavin adenine dinucleotide binding
Source: RefSeq, a predicted model, not a curated record